Molecule: messenger RNA, 2171 nt
Organism: Neocloeon triangulifer
Lineage: Eukaryota; Metazoa; Arthropoda; Insecta; Ephemeroptera; Baetidae
Product: O-acyltransferase like protein-like
Exons: 11
Coding region: 125-2131 (668 amino acids)
Molecular function (GO): acyltransferase activity, transferring groups other than amino-acyl groups
Source: RefSeq, a predicted model, not a curated record
ACGUGACCAUGCAAGAGUUGGAACACAAACAAAAGUCUCAAUCAUGAUAAGAGAAUUAAUGACUGUUUCUUAACUGUCCUGUUAAAACUGCUAUAUUCAUAAAGCGUCGCCGACAGACGAAAUUAUGAUGUCGUCUCGGCAUUAUUUCAUUUUGGCGAACCUUCUAAUUGCGCUCCAUGCUGAAAGUUCACUCGCUGUUGAGAGCGCAGAUUGUCUUAAUGACAUCGAUGAGUACAAAUUGGGACUGCUAAAUGGAGAACCGUGGGCCUUGAGAAUGUUCGACUCGGCGACGAAAAUGCCGAGCGGAAUUCUGGACGGAAACGUGCUCCAGAUGGGCAACUACGACGAGUGUCUGGCCGUCGAGGGACCCACCAACGAGCCGCACUUCACCGGCUUUUACUGUCGCGUGAAAAUUACAGAGUUGACUUUCUCGCAAGUGGCCGCGGUGGACACUUUGAAGGAACUCAAUCGGACACACAUAUUGCAGUUGAUGCAUUUGCCACUACUUCACUCCUUUGAAAAGUCGCAGGGUGGUAGUGUUGGUAAUAUUUUUCCGCAAUGGGCCGCUUGCGCCCCGUCGACAUGCGGCGCCGAAGGUUUGGAGACGGUGGCCAAGUACAACUUGGAUACCCUGUUGUCCGAAAUUGGUGGCUCCGUCCAGGUGGAGGCUGUGCAGAAAUCUUGCUACGCGAUUGGCGACGGCUCCGACGCAUUCGACCCGGCCGCCUGGGGCCUUGUGGGUUUAGCCAGCUUCCUUUGUCUUCUUGUAGUGAUCUCUUCGAGCUAUCAUUUCUACAUUGAAUAUAAAGAAAUUAAGCCAGCAAACAGAGCCCUCAUUGCGUUUUCCGCGCAGAAAAAUUUGGCUGAGCUUUUCCACAUACCGGAAAACCUACCGCCAGGGUCUAUUCCUUGUCUGAACGGACUAAGAGUUUUCAGUUUAUGCUGGGUUUUGCUGGGUCACAGAUAUUCCGUUCAAACGAACAACGCGAAUAUUAAUGCUCUUCAAAUAGUUAAUGUGCUGUACAAUCCUGCCAAUAUGAUUCUUCUGAACGCGUACCUGUCUGUAGAAACAUUUUUCUUCUUGAGUGGCCUUUUGGUGACCUACACAAACUGCGUCAGAGCCAACAAGGGCCAUGCCUUCAAUCUAAUUCACUAUUACGUUAACCGAUACGUCCGGCUGACCGUUCCGCUUUCGUUGUUGGUCUACUUUCUGGCCACCAUGUCCGACAAAGUGGUGCGUGGGCCUCUGAUGGACUUGUACGUCGAUUGGGACGCAUAUACAUGUCGCGAAAAUUGGUGGACCACUCUGCUCUACGUCAAUAACUACGUCAACAAUCUGAUCAUUUGCGGUGGUCAAUCUUGGUACUUGACGGUCGAUAUGCAACUCGCCCUUCUAGCACCGCUCUUGAUUUAUCCAUUGAUAAGGUGGCCAAAGCCGACAAUGUAUGUAAUCGGCUUUUUAACUUUGGCCUCGACGGCUGCCGUUUUCGCCACCACGUACAUCAACAACCUCUUUUGGUCAAACCCCUCGAGACCAGAGGCUAUAUUUUCCAACAGCGGUGUGGAUUACUGGCUGUACUUCUACAGCAACACUCCAAUGAGGGCAGGACCUUUCCUCGUUGGCAUGGCUGUGGGAUAUGUUUUGAGCAACAGGGAUUUCCUCAACAAGGUCAAGCUGACAAGCUGGCAGGUUUACUUGGGCUGGGCGCUAAACACGGCCAUGUGCCUGGCUGUUGUUUUCACCCUGGCCAUCGCGUACUCGAAGGAAUACGUGGACGACAGGCUCCAGGCGGCUUUUUACGGCUCAUUGCAUAGACUGGGAUGGUCCUUGGGACUUGCAUGGAUCGUCAUUGCAUGCUCAAUUGGAUGCGGAGGUUGGGUGAACAAGAUUCUUUCAUGGCGCUACUUCGGGCCCUUUAGCAAGCUGAGUUACUGCUACUUUCUAACGCACUACGUCAUCAUGUUCUGGCACGGAGGAACUUGGCGGAAUCCACACUACUUUUCGCAUUUUGAGAGUGUGCACGCGUUUUUCGGUGACCUCUUUGUCGUCUUUGCGCCGUCUUUGCUGCUCUACCUUUCAGCCGAGGCCCCAACAUCGGCACUUUUGAGACUAGCUUUCAAGAGGAAUUGAGAUGUAAUUGAUAUUUCAAUAAAUAAUUUUUUUUCAUUGG